GUAACGGACAAACGUUUGCCAGGUGAACAACGAAGCCGACGCAAGGCGAACGAAGAGCGAACGAACUCGAGUCGUGUUUAUUGUCUGUGUAUUUGUCGUCGUGUUGUUGUUUUGGCAGUGGCAGUGGCAGUGCUCGUGCCUUGGCGCUCAGCCCACGCGCGUAUGUGUGUCGUAUAAAUUUUGUUGGUAUUUUUUUUUUGUUUUGGUUUCGCUAUUGGUGUAGCAACAUUUUGCGGCCAGCAGCAGCAGCAGCAGCCGCAACAGCCUCCGCAACAUGCAGUGGUGAAAUUGGCCGAGACCAAAUAACGAAACGAAACGAAGCGAAGCUGAAGCUGAAGCAGAAGCUGAAGCAGCAGACGAAACUCAACACGAGCAACAAAUCAUUUGGCUUGUUGUCGUCUGUUUGUCGCCUCGCCUGCAGGAUACGCGACGAGGACGUGAACAAAACAGAACAACGCUGGCCGUUGACCGAGUUGCAUCGCAAUCGCAUCGGUCUCUUCCCUCAGCAGAGGAACGCUGCUGAAAGCCAUAGCUGAACAAGUGCCAGAAAGAGAUACAGAUACAGUGAGAGAGCAAGAGAGAGAGAGAGGGAGUGUGUUUGUGUAUGUGAGUGGGAAUCAAGCAGCAGACAGUGGCAACUGAAACCGAAAUUGAAAUCGUAAAUCGGAGCGGCAGCUGUUGCAUGCGGCCGCCGUGCCAGACUCAGUGACGCCGCCGCUCAGCGUCCGCGUGCCGCGUGCUGCGUGUCUUUGCGUGUUUUUGUUGUUUUUUUGUUUUGUGCUUACCACGUUCGCCCAUUGAUCCUCGCGAGUGACAGAGACACAUACACUGCAAGAAGAUUACAACAACAAAGAGUGUGCAACAGCCAAAGAAGAGUGAACCAGUGAGUAAGAGAGUUAAAGAGAAAUAUAUAUAAAGUGAGCAAAAGAGAGAGAGGGAGCAUUGGAAUCUGCAAUUGGUUUAGCUAAAGACCUCAAGAUGUUGUUGUUGCUGCAAUUGGCCGCGCUGCUCGCCUGCCUGGCCCAUGCCGCCGCCGGCGUCAGCAUCAACGCCAACGAUCCAUGCUACUUCGAGGGCAAGCCGCGCAAGUGCCUGCCGAGCUUUGUGAACGCCGCCUACGGCAAUCCGGUGCAGGCGUCCAGCGUCUGCGGCGCCCAGCAGCCGGAGCGCUUCUGUGAGCUGCAGCGCGACGGCAGCGCGGGCGAGUGCCGCGUCUGCGACAAGUCCGAGCAUCGCUAUGGUCCUGCCGCCCUGACAGACCUCAACAAUCCGAGCAACGUGACCUGCUGGCGUUCGGGCAGCGUCAAUGUGCCCCACGAUCCGGACACGGCGCCGCCGGACAAUGUCACCCUGACCCUGUCGCUGGGCAAGAAAUACGAGCUCACCUACAUUUCGCUGUCGUUCUGCCCCAAAUCGCCGCGCCCCGACUCCUUGGCCAUCUACAAGAGCUCCGACUUUGGCCAGACCUGGCAGCCCUUCCAGUUCUACAGCUCGCAGUGCCAGAAGUUUUACGGACGUGCGGAUCGCGCUAAGAUCAGCAAGUUCAAUGAGCAGGAGGCGCGCUGCAUGAACUCGCAGCACGAUGCAGCCAGCGGUGGGGCCGCACAGCGUUUCGCCUUCAACACCCUGGAGGGUCGUCCGUCGGCCAACGACUUGGACUCGUCGCUGGUGCUGCAGGAUUGGGUAACGGCUACCGAUAUACGUGUGGUCUUCCAUCGCCUGGAGCUCCCGCCGCAGCUGCUGCUAAGCCGCGAACGGGCCAAGGGCAAUGCGAACAGCUUCAGUGACGAGAUGACCGCCAGCCAGGAGGACGAGCUGGAUGGCCAUGAGCUGGAUGAGCAGGACGAGUACGAUUACAAUCUGCAUGACAACGACAGUGCCGGCUACGAUCAGGAGGAGUACGAAGAGCCCAAGAAGCAUCUCGAGCUCGACGACGAACUGCAUCUGGACUAUGCCAACGAUGGCGAGAGCAAGCGCCAGUCCAAGCACAAGAGCAGCCUCUACGAGAAGCACUUCCAGGGCAAAUUGUCGGUCAGCACUCCGAUGCCAGCAUCGGCCAAGACCACGCCCCCAACCAAGUCGUCAACAUCCACAACAUCGGCCUCUGGAGUCGCUGGUGCCGCUGCCAUGCAACAGAUGCUGUCUGUGUCGCAGCAUUACGCCGUCUCCGAUUUCGCUGUGGGCGGUCGCUGCAAGUGCAAUGGCCACGCCUCCGAGUGCAUUGCCACCAGCAGUGGGUCGAGCAGCGCCCUGCAUGCCGACGCUGACGAUGGCCAGGACGACGACAAUAUUCCCACGUCCCUGCACAGCCACUUCGGACGCACUCCGUCCGGCCUGCAGCUGAGCGCCAAGCUGGCCAUGACCUGCGCCUGCAAGCACAACACCGCCGGACCCGAGUGCGAGCGCUGCAAGCCCUUCUACUUCGAUCGGCCCUGGGGACGGGCCACCGACAACGAUGCCAACGAAUGCAAAAGUGAGUCAAGCAAUCUAUCUAAACGACAUACAUACCUAUAUAUACAUAUACAUAUACAUACAUAUAUCUAUCUAGUGAUAAAUAUAAAAGAUUCCCCAACAGUUCCAUAA
Messenger RNA from Drosophila navojoa, 2583 nucleotides. It is a transcript of the gene NetB, whose product is annotated as Netrin-B. Gene Ontology annotation, cellular component: basement membrane. Lineage: Eukaryota; Metazoa; Arthropoda; Insecta; Diptera; Drosophilidae. Gene Ontology annotation, biological process: motor neuron axon guidance; animal organ morphogenesis; tissue development. The record is from RefSeq and is a predicted model, not a curated record. Gene Ontology annotation, molecular function: protein binding.